Molecule: messenger RNA, 5928 nt
Organism: Platichthys flesus (European flounder)
Lineage: Eukaryota; Metazoa; Chordata; Actinopteri; Pleuronectiformes; Pleuronectidae
Product: E3 ubiquitin-protein ligase SMURF2-like
Exons: 20
Coding region: 384-2711 (775 amino acids)
Biological process (GO): ubiquitin-dependent protein catabolic process; negative regulation of BMP signaling pathway
Molecular function (GO): ubiquitin protein ligase activity; protein binding
Source: RefSeq, a predicted model, not a curated record
AGCAGGCUUCACCCCACGACAACUUCAGUCUGAGCUGCCCGGGCUGAGUGGACGUGUGUCCGGAUGGAGGACGAGCUGCUCACCUGAACCAGCUCCAGUACUCGUGCUCUGCGGCAUGAACCACACCAGGAACCCGUAGCUACGUGUAUUGUGUUCUCAGAGGAAAAGGGCUCUGGAGGAGAGUCAUUCCAUCGACAUGACUGUGACACCAUUACGUUGCAUCAGUCAGCGUGAUUUGCUAUGGUGAUAUUCCAAGCUAACGCCGAGGCUAGCAGAGGGAUUGUUUUGGGAGAUACCUUCUUUUGAAAUAAGCUCACACGGCGACACAUGAAUUAGUGACUUUUUGGUGAUUUUUCUUGGUUCACGCUGGAACACAGAGGGGGAUGUCUAACCAAGGGGUGAGGAGAAACGGCCCAGUGAAGCUGCGGCUGACAGUCCUGUGUGCAAAGAACCUGGCAAAGAAAGACUUCUUCCGGUUGCCAGAUCCCUUUGCCAAAGUGGUCGUGGACGGUUCAGGACAAUGUCACUCUACAGAUACUGUGAGAAACACGCUGGACCCAAAGUGGAAUCAACAUUAUGAUCUAUACAUUGGAAAAGCAGACUCCAUCACCAUCAGUGUGUGGAACCACAAGAAGAUCCACAAAAAGCAAGGCGCAGGUUUCCUGGGCUGCGUCCGCCUCCUGUCCAAUGCCAUCAACAGAUUAAAAGACACCGGCUAUCAGAGACUGGACCUGAAUAAGCUUGGCCCCAAUGACAAUGAUACUGUGAGAGGACAGAUAGUAGUAAGUCUCCAGUCCAGGGAUCGCAUCGGAACAGGAGGACCAGUGGUGGACUGCAGUCGUCUGUUCGACAAUGACUUACCUGAUGGGUGGGAGGAGAGGAGGACAGCUUCUGGAAGGAUACAGUAUCUGAACCACAUCACACGUACCACACAAUGGGAGAGACCUACCAGGCCGGCGUCUGAGUACUCCAGUCCAUCAGGGCGUCCACUGAGCUGCGUGGUGGACGAGAACACACCAGUGAUGACACCCGUCAAUGGGGCAGAGGCCAGUGUCCCACCAGGUGAACCCAGGAUCCAGGAAAGACGGGUUCGAUCGCAGCGGCAUCGUAACUACAUGAGUCGGACACACCUGCAUACACCGCCGGACCUCCCAGAGGGUUACGAGCAAAGAACAACUCAGCAGGGCCAGGUCUACUUCCUCCACACACAGACUGGAGUCAGCACCUGGCAUGACCCCCGGGUACCCAGGGACUUGAGCAACGUGAACUGUGAGGAGCUCGGCCCACUGCCUCCAGGUUGGGAGAUCAGAAACACAGCCACCGGCCGCGUCUACUUUGUUGACCACAACAACCGGACAACACAGUUCACAGACCCACGACUGUCUGCUAACCUGCACCUAGUACUCAACCCAAGUUCCAAUGGUUCCCGUGUGGCCAUGGAGAGCCAAAACACUAACCUCAGUCAUCCGCCUCAGCUGAAGGAACAGGGUGGCCCUGGGGCCCCCCAGCAAGCUCUGUCGCCAGCGCAGUUACCCGAAGAAGCAGAGUGCCUGACGGUGCCCAAAUACAAGAGGGACCUGGUGCAGAAGCUGAAGAUCCUGCGGCAGGAACUGUCUCAGCAGCAACCCCAGGCUGGCCACUGUCGCAUCGAGGUCUGCCGUGAGGAGAUAUUUGAGGAGUCGUACCGACAGGUGAUGAAAAUGCGUCCAAAGGAUCUCUGGAAAAGACUGAUGAUCAAGUUCAGAGGAGAGGAGGGACUGGACUACGGUGGAGUGGCAAGGGAAUGGCUAUACCUGCUAUCCCAUGAGAUGCUCAACCCGUACUACGGCCUGUUCCAGUAUUCCAGAGAUGACAUCUACACUCUACAGAUUAAUCCGGACUCUGCCGUCAACCCGGAGCACCUGUCGUACUUCCACUUUGUGGGUCGCAUCAUGGGAAUGGCGGUGUUCCACGGCCACUACAUCGACGGAGGCUUCACGCUGCCGUUCUACAAACAGCUGCUGGGGAAACCCAUCACGCUGGACGACAUGGAGUCUGUGGAUCCUGACCUCCACAACAGCCUCGUCUGGAUCCUGGACAAUGACAUCACUGGCGUCCUGGACCACACUUUCUGUGUGGAGCACAACGCCUACGGAGAAAUCAUCCAACAUGAACUGAAACCUAACGGCAAGAGUAUCCCUGUGUCAGAGGACACCAAGAAGGAGUACGUCCGGUUGUACGUGAGCUGGCGGUUCCUUCAUGGCAUCGAGGCUCAGUUUCUGGCAUUGCAGAAAGGCUUCAAUGAGGUUAUACCUGAACACCUUCUCAAAGCCUUCGACGAGAAGGAACUGGAGCUGAUAGUGUGCGGCCUGGGAAAGAUCGACAUCGCAGACUGGAAGUCCAACACCCGUCUGAAGCACUGCACCGCCGAGAGCAACAUCGUGAAGUGGUUCUGGAAAGCCGUGGAGUCGUUCGAUGAGGAGAGGAGAGCUCGGCUGCUGCAGUUUGUCACCGGCUCGUCCAGAGUCCCGCUGCAGGGCUUCAAGGCGCUGCAGGGUGCUGCAGGACCGCGACUCUUCACCAUUCAUCAGAUCGAUGCCAACGCCAACAACCUGCCCAAAGCUCACACUUGCUUCAACCGGAUCGACAUUCCGCCCUACGAGAGCUACGACAAGCUGUACGACAAGCUGCUGACGGCCAUCGAGGAGACGUGCGGCUUCGCGGUGGAAUGAGAGACGCAUAGGAGAGUGUGUCUGUGCAUGAACAUGUGUACCUGUGUGCGAGACUCUGAUAGAUUUAUUAUUGUAAUUGUGACAUGCCGACGGGCUCACUGUGAGUCGGACACGUUUCUCUUUGACCAGCCUGCAGUCUUCCUCUUAUCUCACCGCUGUCCACGUCAUGUGGGAACAGCUGCUAGAAUCAUCGCAAAUCCUUUUGGUCUUGUUUUUUUUGUUUUGGUGUCGAUCAUGUGAAAUACAGUGAGCAAAUUAAGUGCUGCAGCGUUUCCUAAAUCAAUUUUCUUAUCAUGUGGAGUGGACGGUUUAUUUUUUUUCCCCCAGAAAAGGUGAAAACAAACCCCCAAUGUCUGGUCUCCUUACCUUGAGUCUAAUCAUAUAAGGAAGCAGAUUAUUAACAAACAGUUGUAGUGUUUUAAAAAAUGAGAAAUGUGAGGCUCUAUUUUCGUUUUGCAUUUUGAGCUGAUUAAAAUGAUCCUCGUCAUGCUACUGAAUAUGCAAUGUUGCUGGUAGCCAUAUCUUGCCCUAAGUAGCCAUCUCAACCUCAACCAGUACCGGAGCGCCAUGAAUUCAUCCUACCUCAGUGCAACGCUUUGACAGCUGAAGGGUUUUAUUCCAAAAUGAUCUGGAUCCUGCUCACAGCAUCCUCUGUUGUGAAAGUUGACUGCUCACGUCAUUCCUAUUCAGAAUAGAAAUUUGAACUAAUUUUCAGAAUUAGUUCAAAUUUUACACAAGCAGUUACUUUUGUACCUGUAAAAACAUAAUAAACAAUGGUACAAAUCAUUUUGAAAUGAAACUCGCGCAGGCCGACUCGGACGCACAGCAGGUCUUAGGUCUGUGGCAUCUCUGAGUCGAGCUUGUGGUGAUUGUUCAAAGACGAGAGGAGGACGGACUCUGGUGAAGAAGAAGAAGAAGAAGGAGGCUUGAAUCUUGUUUCGUUUUUUCAACCCUGAACCACUGCACACUUUGGCCACAGCUCUCGUAAACGUGUGCGUGCGCGUGCGUGUGUGAGCGCAAAUGUACGUAUGGGUGCGAGGAAGGUAGACAUUUUGUAAACGAGCUGCCCGCCCCCUCUGCUGACACGGUAUCCUGUGUAUGUCACCGUGAGGCUAAUCGAACCUCAUUGUUUGAGUCCGGUUCGUCUUCCUUUUCUCCAGCGGUUACAAGUAUGCAUGUUUGUUUUUUUUCCUGGGGGGGGGGGGGGGGGUUCUUUUCAUUCUAUCCAACCCAGCGUAGCUCAAUACACUUCCUGCGGGAUCACAAGUGAAGGGCACAACUGUCGUCGGGACAGGCGUCAGUAAACGGCCUUUAAAGGUGGACGACUAUUUUCAUCUGUUGAAUAAAGCAGAAGUAUUUCUUUCCUCUCUCUCAUGUCACUUUACAGCACUUUACAAACUCAGCAGUGAUGUCAGGACGGCUUCUUCACCUUACAUUCAAAUAUAUCAUGUUUUUAUUUGCUACUCGAUUACAUUAGAAAUAUACAGAGUAAAAAGUAUCUAUACACAUGUAAUGUUUGAGUAUAUAUGUAUAUGUAUAUACAUAAAUAUAUGUAUGUGUAUAUAUAUACAUAUGUGUGAGUACAAAUGCAUAGCUAUUUUGUAUAUUGUUGCUUUUUUCCUCUUUCUGUUCAAUUUAAAUGCAAGCAUGUUGCCGUCUGUCACAGACCUCUUUGCAUUCUCAGGUGAAGUUGUUCUUUUUUCUUCUUUUUUUUAUACAUUUAUGAGUUUGGUAUGUGAGAAGGGGUCAAAGUGGUUUUAAUGGAAACUCUAUUUCCGAGGACCUGUUGUUAGACUCACUAUAGAGUGAGAUUUGAAGUGAGAUGUCGAUCACAUUCACUUUUUGACACACACACACCAUAGGAGAACAAGAAAGGCCAUAUUUGCUGCUCCUGAAAUCUGUGUCACCAUUAAAUAUCAAACAGCACAGACAACCACAUUGUUUCAUAUGCACAACAAGUCUGUUUGCCACAUGAAUUUAGAAAUGGCGAGAGAACAGCCUGAACGCUGUCGGCGGCCUCACAUCCUCGGAGCUUUAAUCUGCCGACUGAUGCUUCACAGUGAAAAUGUUAGAUGAUGCCCCAGUUCCAUCACCAGAGCCGAAAUAAAAAAAAAAACUCUGCAUGAACUAAAGCUCGAGAGAUCAAGCCUAUUUAUUUGCUUAAUUAUUACUCUUUGGAAAUAUGUUGACUCAGAUAAAUCAUUAAUUUGAAUAUGUUAUCUUUCUGCAUUUAUUUGCAACCGUGAACAGUUUGUCAGCAGAAACUCAAAAUGUUAUUUUUAUUUGUCUGAUGUCAUCGUGAGACAAAACAGAAACAGAUCAGUGACAUCGUCGUUGUUUUUUUUUUACAGCUACAGAGAAUUUCUUAGACUUUUACCUUUUAAUAAUAACUCCACUCAGAGGCAGAGAAGAAAUGCAUUACAAGUUCUUUUGCACAUAAUAUGCAUAUGUGGGCUCCAAGUUAUAAUCAGACACUUCCUUCUAUUCACCAAAUAGUUAAUGGACUGAUGGAUCUUUUUUUGUAGAUAAAGUGUAUAUAUAUAUACACACACACACUCAUGUAUUUUUGUCCAGUGCACACAGUCCUCUUCUGCUCUUUGUUACUUUUCGUCUGCACCAAGUUUUCUGGCUGGUUCAGUCUGCAGUGCAAAAUGUUGUGGGGGUUGAAAUCUUCAACGAGGGGAGAUCACACAUCUCAUCAGUCCAGCAGCCAAAUUGUACAUCAACACAUAAUCUGUUCAAAAUGAUUCUUCAAUGUUAAAUUGAUCAAUCUUUGAUGAAAAGACAUUUUUGUCUUCUCUGAUCUGAUUAAUCUUCUGAUCUCAAUUAUGCAUCGUUAUGUUUAAUUUGUUACAAACAACAAACCAGCCCCUUCCCCCCAAACACACAGUUUUAGCACAGAUUUAGUUCCAUGUGCACUUUAAUGUGUGCAUGCAGGGUAUGUGAAAACGACUUUUGAUUGAAUUCAGGACAAAACAAACAACUUUUCUUUUCAACUGCACCAUGUUUGAUUUCUUUGAUCCUCGCUCUGUUUUUGUAUUUAUUAUGACAGUAUACGUGUUCAUAGUUUUUCACAUCAGCUGCUCUGUGAGCUUGUAACUGACACCUGUACAUAAGGACAAUAAAGAAGCAAUGUAAUAAACUUCUUGUACCCUUGCAGAAAGCUGAGCAAUAAAACUUUGCUGUUUGGACCUCACAGCAUUACGUUUUAUAGAAA